Hypomesus transpacificus is the source of this 647-nucleotide messenger RNA. RefSeq names its product beta-microseminoprotein (gene msmb). Lineage: Eukaryota; Metazoa; Chordata; Actinopteri; Osmeriformes; Osmeridae. The coding region runs from base 87 to 416 and encodes 109 amino acids. The transcript has 4 exons. The record is from RefSeq and is a predicted model, not a curated record.
CUUAUUCAUCAGAGAAAGGUAGGGAUAUAAAGCUGGUGGCUCAAAAAAAGCAUACAUUUCAGCUUCUACUGCUUCAAUAACACAGCAUGGCUCCUCUUCUGCGUAUGGUAGUGUGUGUGCUGGCAGUGGUGGUUAUGUGUCAAGCUGACUGCUACUUUCAGGAAUUGCAUAACAAAGAUGUUAAGAGCCAACCUAAAGGUUGUGUGGAUAAGGAGGGUGUUGAGCAUGAGUUUGGCUCUGAAUGGGUGAAGAACUGCUACGAGUGUUCCUGCUCUGAAGAAGGCAUUGGCUGCUGCAGCAAAAUCCCUGACGCAAUAGCUGUUCCUCCUCAGUGUGAACUGGUUGUAAACAGGGAUGCCUGCUUUGCCAAAAUGGUCCUGAAGUCAGACAAGACAAAGGAGUGCAGUCCCGUCUAGACUUGUUUUGUAAGCCAUUGAUAGCCAAAGGAAACUAUUUUGAUAAUCAUUAUCACCAUGUUGCUGAACAAGUACAUUGUGUUGUAUGCAGUGGCGGUUGUAGAACAUUUUUACUGGGGGGGCCAAAAGGGGGCAAGUGUUUAAUCAGAGGGGCACAUUAAAAACGGAAACUAAUUAUAUUUAAACAUUAAAUACUUUAAUUUUGCUUUACAUUAAAAUCAUACAAUCGGC